CGCAUGCGCCGUAGCCACCAGAUUAACAACUCCGCGCAGCAAGCGGUCUCGGUUUAUAGCAACGGAGAAAGACCACCAUCUCAUUGACCAGCACGGCAGUCAGGUGGACUUUGGUCUUCUUUGAAAGUGGUCCAGACCAACCUGCUUCUAAGCAGUUUACGCCAAGGCACGCCCACUGAAGUAGGAGGAUGGCGGUGAAUGUCUACUCGACCUCUAUGACCAUAGAGAACCUGAGUCGUCAUGACAUGCUAGCGUGGGUCAACGACUCUUUACAACUCACCUACACUAAGAUCGAGCAACUCGGCUCAGGUGUGGCGUACUGUCAGUUCAUGGACAUGCUGUUUCCAGGGUGCAUUUUGUUGAAAAAAGUCAAAUUCAAUGCCAAACUGGAACAUGAAUACAUCCACAAUUUCAAGGUCUUACAGGCUUCAUUUAAGAGGAUGUCCGUAGAUAAGAUAAUUCCCGUUGAGAGGCUGGUCAAAGGCAAAUUCCAGGACAACUUUGAGUUCCUUCAGUGGUUCAAGAAGUUUUUCGAUGCCAACUAUGACGGCAAAGAAUACGACCCUCUACUGUUACGGCAGGGCCUGGAGGGAACGACACCGCCGCCCAAUACAGGUGACCCCAUUGUCCACAAACCCAAAAGACCUGCUCGCUCAGGCCCCAUCAGAACAUCUCCCACUGCACCCAAGAUUGUGCCUCCCCCGCAGAGGCAGAUCAAUGCACCAGCAGCCCGCAGGAACCCCGCCGUGACCCGCAAUGGAGGAGACUCGGAGGUCUUGGAGCUGAACCAGCAGCUACUAGACAUGAAGCUGACUUUGGACGGACUAGAGAAGGAGAGGGACUUUUACUUUGGCAAGCUAAGAGACAUUGAAUUGAUCUGCCAAGAUGGAGACAAUGAAACCAACCCGGUUCUCAACAAAAUCAUGGAUAUACUAUAUGCUACAGAGGAGGGGUUUGCGCCACCAGAUGAUGAAGAUGUUGACGAAGGGGCACAAGGAGACCAGGAGGAGUUCUAAGCUAAUGUCCCCCCCCCUCCCCUCUAACCAAUUUAACCUACGUCGUAACCACAGAAAAUGUUCCCCCAUCAUUUUACAUAACGUUUUACAGGGUUCCUACUGUUUCCAUCUUGUUUGCAGCUGUCAUUAUCAUUUUUUUUUACAGUCUAGCUUACCAUACAUUUCAACUUGUUGGUUUACUCUGCUAAACCGGAGGUGCCAGCUGCUGGACUAGAUUGUCAUGCAUUGAGAUGACAGCACUGACAACCUGGAACCCACAGUAGUGUGUCUGUGUGUGUGUGUGUGUGUGUGUGCGUGCGUGCGUGUGUGUGUGAGAAGAUGCAGGCGGCUUUCUUUCACUGUGCACUUUAAUUGUCAACCAUAUGCAGGACCGUAUUUGCUGCAUAUCUGCUGUUAUUUGGAACAACACUUUUUGUCUACACAAUAUCACCCAAGUUGCAGGAUCUUCUGUGUUGUUGGUGGGGUAGGUGAGAUGAUGCAAAAAAAAAAAAUUUUUUGCAUAGUGGAUCCGUACAAGUAGCCUGCAGACAUAUCACAGACGUGCCCAUGUGCACAUACACAAGAAAGUUCAUUUCAAUUUGAAAGAAAAAACCUUUAUUGAUCAAAAUAACCCCAAUAACAGUUUGACAGCUUUUUUUUUUUUUGAGGCGGCGUGAUGUAUUUAUGAUUUUAUUUAUUCAUCUUUUUUAAUCAUCGCUUUUGAAAAAAAAAAAGAUGGUUUGGGAUUGAUGUUCUUGAACUAAAUGUAGCGAAAGAAGCCCACAGAUGUGAUCUAAUUGCCAAGCAGCAGUGAUUUGGCUGCAGCCACAAAUAUACAGGAAGAUGCAAUUUUAUAUUUUGUAGCCUUGUUUUUGUUAUUGGUUGAGAAAAAGGCCAAGUUAGGGUUAUCAUUGUGAAGUGUAUAGUAUAGACAAAUGUCAGGUUUUAAUUUUAUUUCAAAAGUGGGUUAAAGACACUACUAAAUUACUAAUGGUUGACUAUUGAUUUUAAGCUCAACAUUUUAGCUGCUAUCUUAUGAUUUUUGCUGUAUUUAAUUGAGUUUUCAUAUACUGUAUUGCAUAGCACUAAAAUGCCACAGUGUGGUAUGUUGUCACUGGCAGCCUGGCUGAGUGGUCUAAAUUAGGGUGAACCUUUUUUGCUCGGUUUGUCUCCAAAUGAUCAUGAUAAAUAUCUGGAUUUAUCGUUGGAAUUAAAUAAAGCUCUGAGGUUCGUGAAAAGCAAGAAACCAUUGUCACUGUAUUUUGUAAGAGUAUGCUAUAAUAAAAUAUACACACUAUGUGA
Molecule: messenger RNA, 2297 nt
Organism: Syngnathus acus (greater pipefish)
Lineage: Eukaryota; Metazoa; Chordata; Actinopteri; Syngnathiformes; Syngnathidae
Product: microtubule-associated protein RP/EB family member 3-like
Exons: 9
Coding region: 189-1016 (275 amino acids)
Biological process (GO): protein localization to microtubule plus-end; spindle assembly; regulation of microtubule polymerization or depolymerization
Cellular component (GO): microtubule organizing center; spindle midzone; cytoplasmic microtubule
Molecular function (GO): microtubule plus-end binding
Source: RefSeq, a predicted model, not a curated record